AGACUAAUGACAUUAACCAUUUUAAUUGUCAACACUGCGAUCAUGUUAAUCACUGCUUACCCUGUGAUCAUAAUUGUCUACAACAAUCCAACCAAUUUCCCAGGUAAUCCAAUGGUAGCAUUCAUUUGGCUGGUGGUUGAUUGUUGUGUCAAUCAAUUGGCUCUUGGGAUAAUUAUGUUUUCCCUUCUCUAUUUUGAUCUAAUCUGUUUGGUUAUUGGGAAUAAAUUUCGAUCCAUUGAGGAGAUAAUCGAUGAAGCAGCAUUACAAUGUAUUAAACGGCGAAAAGAACCAAAUAUAUUCACCUCAUUGACCUCACUGUUCAACAAUUAUCUCGAUAUAAACGAUAUUGUCACCGAUUCAGAUCACUUUUGGGGUAAAAUCUCCUUCUACAUAAUAUCCUCUCAUACGACACUUUUCCUCUUUGUCACCUAUUCCUUUAUCUAUGGUGAAACUCAUCCGAUUCUUAAAUAUCUCUUCAUCAUCAUCGGAUCUCACUCUUUGUUUGUCCUCUACAAAAUUUGUCAAUCAUGUUAUGAUGUUUCCUAUGCGUCAGCUAAACGUGGUUACGACAAUUUGUCCAAAAUUAAUGAAUUUGAAGCACCAAAAGUUGUUAUGAUGAAGAUUCUCGCUUUCAGACGUUAUAUGGAUUCUGAGACAAUUGGUUACUCAGGAAUCUAUACAAAGGUCACUUAUGAAACACUUUUCUCGUGGAUGUUUCUGGUUGCUUCGUUAUUCUUGAUUAUCAUGGACUUUGCAAAUGGUACAUUACCAACAGGAUUAAGUAUGAAAAAUGUUGAAUUUUGAAGGUGAUUCAAUUAAUUCAACUUACUAAUUA
Molecule: messenger RNA, 835 nt
Organism: Panonychus citri (citrus red mite)
Lineage: Eukaryota; Metazoa; Arthropoda; Arachnida; Trombidiformes; Tetranychidae
Exons: 4
Coding region: 7-804 (265 amino acids)
Source: RefSeq, a predicted model, not a curated record